AUGGCAGCUAUGGAGUCCGAAAAAAUAAGGCAACCACGAGAAAAGCUCAAUGCAAGGCCCCUCGCAGUCUGGAUUCUUCUGGGUGUCACAAUGGAAGAGAGAGCAAACAUUUUAGAUGUUGUCCAAGAGGUCUAUGAUAAACAUAGACUCGUUGAUCAAGACACCGGCUUCACCAGGAUCCCGAAACACAUUCUCGCCGAAGCGAAGUCGGAUCUGAUCAAGAGAUUACCAUUGGUAUUCGAAAAAUGCGAGACGGACUGGUUUGCAGAUUGGGCAUUAAACCGACGACAUCUAAAGAGAAACAGAGGGAGACAGAGCAACUCGGUACAGCAGCAACAGCAGCAAUUUCCUGACAUUCCGCCCCCUGGGGGGUUUGAUGUGCCACCUAGAUCUAAUGGGUCAUCAACUUAUCCUGGAGACACAGGCCAUUUCCGACCUUGGUAG
Molecule: messenger RNA, 444 nt
Organism: Morchella importuna
Lineage: Eukaryota; Fungi; Ascomycota; Pezizomycetes; Pezizales; Morchellaceae
Exons: 3
Coding region: 1-444 (147 amino acids)
Source: RefSeq, a predicted model, not a curated record